AUGGCAUCCUCGUCCUUCAGAGAUUCGAUGAACUCCCUGGGGUGGUCACGCCGCGACCCGGAUCUGCCCGUCAACACGAAUCAGCAGACCGGCCUGUUAUCGUCGAUCAAGUCGCUGAAUCCCUUCGGUGACGGUGGCUAUGUUAGACUUCCAACGACCGAGGGUCCUGGGGCACCGCUCCCUACGAGGAAUCGACGUGAGGAGGAGGAGGGUUGGUUUGCUUGUGAGUCAACGCCUAUUUUUUCCACUUCUCCCCGUUCCACGGUGCCUGCAGCCGCCACCAUUCUCGCCGGCCAUGUGGGAGAUGCAGCCGUGGUGGCUGAACACUAUUCUGAGUAG
This is a messenger RNA of Venustampulla echinocandica, 339 nucleotides long. RefSeq lists its product as uncharacterized. The transcript is spliced from 2 exons. Lineage: Eukaryota; Fungi; Ascomycota; Leotiomycetes; Helotiales; Pleuroascaceae. Bases 1 to 339 code for a protein of 112 amino acids. The record is from RefSeq and is a predicted model, not a curated record.